Molecule: messenger RNA, 17739 nt
Organism: Lampris incognitus (smalleye Pacific opah)
Lineage: Eukaryota; Metazoa; Chordata; Actinopteri; Lampriformes; Lampridae
Gene: hmcn1
Product: hemicentin 1
Exons: 107
Molecular function (GO): calcium ion binding
Source: RefSeq, a predicted model, not a curated record
AUGGACACCAUAAUCUUGUGGUUGUCCCUUGCACUUUUUCUGUCCUUCUCCACCGGGCAAGAGACAGGUAGCGUAGCCCCGAAGGAGGACGUCCCGGAGGGAGCAUCCACCCUUGCGUUCGUCUUUGAUGUAACCGGCUCCAUGUACGAUGACCUCGUCCAGGUUAUCGAGGGCGCGUCCAAGAUUUUGGAGACGUCCCUAAGCAGACCCAAGAGACCCCUGUACAAUUUUGCCCUGGUCCCCUUCCAUGACCCAGAGAUCGGACCUGUUACUAUCACAACAGACCCCAAGAAGUUCCAGUAUGAGCUGAGAGAGCUGUAUGUCCAGGGUGGUGGGGACUGUCCUGAGAUGAGCAUCGGUGCUAUCAAGAUUGCAUUGGAGAUCUCCUUGCCGGGGUCCUACAUUUAUGUAUUCACAGAUGCACGAUCUAAAGAUUACAAGCUGACCCAUGAAGUCCUGCAGCUCAUCCAGCAGAAACAAUCACAGGUGGUGUUUGUGUUGACAGGGGACUGUGAUGAUCGGUCGCACAUUGGCUACAAGGUUUAUGAGGAGAUUGCCUCUACCAGCUCUGGGCAGGUCUUCCAUCUAGACAAGAAACAGGUCAAUGAGGUUCUGAAGUGGGUGGAGGAAGCAGUGCAGUCAUCCAAGGUCCACCUGCUAUCCACCGAUCAUUACAGUGGGGUCAGCAACACCUGGCAGAUGCCCUUUGACCCCAGCCUCAAGGAGGUCACUGUGGCCCUCAGUGGUCUGGCACCUGACAUCGAGAUACGAAACUCACAGGGGAAGCUAAUAGGGAAGAGUGAUGGCCUGACUGAGCUCCUGCACAUUCCUAACUCUGCCAAGGUUGUCAACAUCAAGGACCCACAGCCUGGGAUGUGGUCCAUCAAGACAUCUAGCCAAGGGAGACACUCUGUACGAAUCUCAGGUCUUAGCACCAUUGACUUCCGUGCUGGAUUUUCCAGAAAGCCCACAAUGGACUUUAAGAAGACCAUAAGCCGUCCAGUUCAAGGUAUUCCUACCCACAUCCUUCUGAACACCACUGGGCUUUCUCCCCCUGCUCGUGCCGAUAGGCUGGAGCUCCUGUCAAUCACGGGAGAAGUGAUGAAAACCUUACCGAUCCGAUACUACCCUGAACGCCAGCCAUAUGGCCUCUGGAACAUCACAGAGUUCAUUCCACCCAACGAGGCCUUCUUUCUGCGAGUAACAGGAUAUGACCGGGAUGGAUUCCUCUUCCAGAGAGUCUCCAGCGUUUCCUUCUCCAGUAUUAUUCCAGAUACUCCCAAGGUGCAGAUGAUAGCCACCACCCCUGGUUAUUAUCUCCAAAGAGGGACUAUCAGCUGUAAGGUAGAGAGCCUUAUUCCAUUCACCCUGCGCUUCACCAGGGAUGGAAAACGUCUGGGGGUGGACCAGCUCUUCAGGGGGUCAGACCAUGCAUUAUGGGAGAUAGCACAGGUUACUUUAAAGGAUGAGGGCUAUUAUGAGUGCAUUGCUGUCAGCAACGCUGGGACUGGACGAGCUCGCACAUUUCUCGACGUAUCAGAGCCCCCUCCAGCUAUUACUGUGGAGGGUAAUGUGACCAUCUCCCCCGGCUCCCACACUGUCCUCACCUGCCAUGUUGUCAGCACGGUCAGCUUCAACCUCACCUGGCUGAGAGGUGGUCAAGACGCCCGUCUAGACCCGCGGGUACACAUCCUUGCCAACCUCUCGCUGGAGGUGGACGAUGUAACCUUAGAUCACGAGGGUUGGUACGAGUGUAUCGCCAUCAAUGAGGGAGGGGUGACCUUGGAACAAAUUUACCUCACUGUGCAAGAGCCACCCAGGGUGUCAGUUGAACCUCGGAACCAGACAUUUGUGACAGGACAGGAAGUAAGGAUCAGGUGCUCCGCUAGUGGCUACCCAGCUCCUCGCCUGCUCUGGACUCACAAUGACAUGUUCGUCAUGGGAUCCAACAGACACAGGAUGACCACCGAUGGAACAUUGAUAAUGAAGAAGAUGGAGCAGAAAGAUGGUGGGAUUUAUGGCUGUCUGGCCAGUAACCAGGCUGGGACAGAUACACAGAUCUCCAUCCUCACUUACAUUGAAUCUCCCGUGGUAAUGGUGGUCCUGAGUGAGGUUCUUGUUGGUUUGAGAGAAACAACAGUGAUGGCCUGCUCCUCAUCUGGAAUCCCUAAGCCCGAGAUCUGGUGGUACAAAGGGGGCCUCCAGCUACAUUCAUCAUCCUUCAUGGACAUUGACAUCCUUGGAGGGACACUGACCAUCAAGGAGGCCCAGGAUGUGGAUGCUGGGGAGUACACCUGUGUGGCUGUAAACCCUGCGGGCACCUCUUCAGGAAAGGUGACUCUGGAUGUCGGAGCUGCUCCAAGCUUCACACAAGAGCCAACUGACGUAGCAAUGGACAUUGGGUCCAACCUGACUCUACUGUGCCAAGCCCAGGGUUAUCCUGAACCACAGGUUACCUGGAAGAGAGAGGAUGGCUCUCUCCUCUUCAAAAGGCCCCACACAAGAAGCACCAUCACACAGAGCAGGGGGGCGUUACACAUCAUUAAUCUGUGGGUGGAGGAUGAGGCUGUGUAUGUGUGUGAGGCACACAAUCACUUUGGUAGGAUCCAGACCCAGGCCAGGGUUACAGUGACUGGACUCGCCUCCCCCGUCAUUGCGAUGAGUCCGAGUGUGCUCGGUGUGAUUGAGGACCAGCAGGUGACUUUGCCCUGUACGCUGCUAGCAGGGAACCCUCUGCCAGAGAGGCAGUGGCUACACAACUAUGGCCUGGUGACCACAGACCAGUAUGUGACAGUGAGGAAGGAUGGCAGUCUUCAUAUUGAGAGAGUCAGGCUGGAGGAUGAAGGAGACUAUACCUGCCUGGCUGAGAACGUGGUGGGAGCAAGCAACCGCACCACCACCCUCAAUGUUUACGUGAUUCCCAGCAUCCAGCAUGGCCCUCAGGUGUUCAGUACAAUCGAGGGCACACCCAUCUCUCUGCCAUGCCGUGCUCAUGGGGUGCCCGUCCCAGACAUUGUUUGGGCCAAGGGUGGAGAGCUGCUGAACCUGGGUGGUCCGGCCUUCUCCCUGGACUCUGACGGCGGCCUCCACAUCGCCUCCCCAUCUGGGAAUGAGACAGGAGAGUUCAUCUGCACAGCCACCAACGCUGCUGGCUACAGCUCAAGGAAGGUUCAACUUACUGUCUACGUCCGUCCUAGGUCCGGUGGAGGUGAUGGGGGUCUGGAGGGGUCUGCAGAGCCGUUUCGGGUGUCUUCAGUAGAGGGUGCAGAUAUCACUUUGCCCUGCGAGGUCCACAGUGUUCCACCCCCCAUUGUUACCUGGGCCAAGGAGAGGCAGCUGAUCUCCCCCUUCUCCCCCAGACAUACACAGCUUCCUUCUGGCUCUUUGAAGAUAAUGGAGACCAGAGUCUCUGACAGUGGCCUGUAUGUGUGUGUCGCGUCCAACAUCGCCGGCAACCUCACCCAGUUGGUUCACCUCAGUGUUUUGGUGCCCCCCAGUAUCCAGGCAGGUCCGAGGGUCAUGAAGGUACAGGUGGGGUAUCCCGUAGAGCUGCCCUGUGUGGUGCAGGGGGUCCCAGAGCCCACUGUCACCUGGGUAAAGGAUGACAGGCAGUACUCAGUAUCCUCUGAUGGUAGCCUUGCCCUGAGCCAUGUGGGGCUCGACGAUGAAGGGACCUACACCUGUGUGGCAUUGAACAGUGCCGGAAGAGAUGAAGCUCAGAUUCAGCUCCUGGUGCAAGUACCCCCUGUGGUAGAAGUACUAGAGCCCCCAUUCAACAGUCCCCUGCAGGAGAGAGUGGCAAACCAGCGCAUUGCCUUCCCCUGCCCUGCCAAAGGACUUCCUAAACCAGUGAUCAGGUGGUUAAGGAAUGGACAGGAGCUGACAGGUAAUGAGCCUGGUGUGUCUAUCCUGGAGGAUGGUACCCUGCUCAUCCUGGCAUCCGUGUCACCUCUGGACAAUGGCGAGUAUGUCUGUACUGCCGCCAACGAUGCUGGAUCAACUGAGAGGAAGUACCAGCUCAAAGUCAACGUGCCCCCAAAUAUCCAUGACAGUGAGUUGCCAGGCAAUGUGUCAGUGGUUCUGAGCCAGCCAACUAGCUUGGUGUGUGAUGUCACAGGAAGCCCCACCCCCGUCAUCACCUGGUACAAGGAUGGGAUUCCUGUAGUUCCUAGUGGCAGCAUCCAGAUCCAUGAUAAAGGAAGAACUCUGAAGCUGCUGAAGGCAGCCACAGCAGAUGCAGGCAGCUACAGCUGUAAAGCCAUCAACAUUGCUGGCAACACUGAGAAGGGCUUCUUUCUGGAUGUGCUGGUUCCACCCACCAUCAUAGGGUCAGGCUCUCCUCGAGACGUUUCAACCGUUGUCAAUCAGGAGAUCAGUCUGGAGUGCAAGGUCAAAGGAGUGCCCUUUCCCACAAUCAAAUGGUUCAAGGACAGGAAGCUUGUGUUCCUGGGUGAUCCCAAUCUGGAAGUCACAAACAGAGGUCAGAUUCUGAAGAUCAAAAGUGCCCGUCUGGGGGAUCAGGCCCGCUACCAAUGUAGUGUCACCAAUGCCGCUAGCAAACAGUCCAAGGAUUUUAAUCUUAGUGUCUAUGUACCCCCCACCAUCAAAGGUGGGAAUGUAACAAUGGAGAUCACAGCCCUCCUGGACACGAUGGUAAUGCUGGAGUGUGAGGCACGCGGUGUGCCCCUGCCCAUCAUCACCUGGUACCGUAACGGAGAGCCCUUACUUUCCAGUCGACAAGCCCAGUACGUAGAACGAGGACAUUACCUGAAGAUCAACCAGGCACAGGCGUCGGAUGCCGGCAUGUACACCUGCAAGGUGACCAGUGUGGCCGGGACUGCUGAGAAGAGCUACGACUUGGAUAUCUAUUUGCCUCCUACCAUCACUGGGGGUGGUGAUGGUCCCACAGAGAGGAAGGUGGUCCUCAGCAAGCCGCUGACCCUGGAGUGUGAGGCUGGGGGUCACCCCCCCCCCUCCCUCACCUGGCUGAAGGACGGCGUUCCUGUGCAGGAUGGGGAAAGCAUCCGUAUCCUCCAGCAUGGGAGGAAGAUGGAGAUCCUCUCUGUCACGGUUUCUGAUUCAGGGCGCUACGUUUGUGUGGCAACCAGUGUUGCCGGGGAGAAGGGGAUCAAGUACGACGUCAACGUUUCAGUGCCUCCUUUUGUUGAUGGAGGAGAUGAAGUCACAGACAGCACAGUGAUCAUCAACAGCCCUUUGGAGCUGGAAUGUCACGCCACUGGAACACCUGCACCUGUCGUCAUGUGGUUUAAGGAUGGCAAGCCAGUCAGACAGGGUGAGGGGGUUCGGGUGACAGCCGGUGGUCGUCGGCUGGUUGUUUCCCGUGCUCAGGUCUCAGACACAGCUCGUUUUCAGUGCGUGGCCACCAAUGAGGCAGGAGAACAUGAGAGGGACUUCAAUGUGGUCGUCCAUGUACCUCCUACCAUCCGCUCCACGGGGCCUGCUGAACGCUCUGUGGUCCUCCAUAAGCCCAUCAGUCUUCAGUGUGUCCCUAGCGGCAUCCCUCCUCCCAGCAUCACCUGGCUCAAAGAUGGCCGACCUGUUGACACAGCACAGGAGCACCUCAAGCUGGAGUCAGCAGGCAGAACACUGCAGGUCACGGAAGCAAGACUGGAGGAUUCUGGGAAAUACACCUGUGUGGCCACCAAUGCCGCUGGAGAGGCCCAGCAGCACAUACGCCUUAGUGUCCAUGAGCCUCCCAGUAUCCCCUAUUCUGGAGAGAUCAUCAACCAGACUAUCCUGUCUGGCUUUUCCACUCAGAUGGAGUGCAAGGCCACUGGCCGCCCAUUACCUGCCAUCACAUGGUACAAAGAUGGCCGUCCUCUGACUAGUGCUGCUGGGGUGACCAUGAUGAAGCGUGGCCAAGUGCUGGAGAUUGAGCGGGCCCAAGUGUCGGACUCUGGGAUGUACCGUUGCGUGGCAGUAAAUGUGGCCGGAACUGCUGAGAUGUUGCACAGCUUGCAGGUAUACGUGCCACCUGUCAUCUCCAGCCGCAGCAGCAUGGUGACAGUGGUGGUGAAUGAAGCUGCUCAGCUGGAAUGUGAGGCCACAGGCGUUCCCCUGCCCAGUCUCACGUGGCUCAAAGAUGGCAGCCCUGUGGCCAGUGUUUCAGACGGCAUUCAGGUGUUAUCUGGUGGUCGGGUGCUGUCUCUCAGCAGUGCACAGGUGAGUGACACAGGCAGGUACACCUGUGUUGCUGUCAACGCUGGAGGGGAGCAACAAAGGGAUUAUGACCUACGAGUGUAUGUGCCGCCAAACAUCAUGGGUGAGGAGGUGAAUGCCACAGUGAUGCUGGGACAGCCAGUGGAGCUGCGUUGUCAGAGUGAUGCAAUACCUCCACCCAUUCUGUCCUGGCGCAAAGAUGGCCGUCCCCUCUUCAGAAAGCCUGGCCUGAUCAUCUCAGAGGAUGGAAGUCUGCUUAAGAUUGACAGCACUCAGGUACUAGACUCAGGCAGAUACACAUGUGAAGCAACCAACAUUGCUGGGAAGACAGAAAAGAACUACAACCUCAAUGUUUGGGUUUCUCCCAGUAUCCGUGGGUCAGAGGAAGUGUCAACCCUAACAGUGACUGAAGGAAGUCUCAUCACUCUAGUGUGUGAGUCAAGCGGUAUACCCCCUCCCAGCCUCAGCUGGAGGAAGGAUGGUGUGGAGUUCAAGUCAGAUCAGCGGGUCAAGGUUUUGUCAGGAGGUCGCCAGCUGCAUAUCUCCAGUGCAGAGAGAACAGAUGCAGCGUCCUACACCUGUAAAGCCUCCAGUGCUGCCGGCAGCACCUCCAAAGAGUACAGCCUGCAGGUCUAUGUCCGCCCUUCCAUCAGACGCAGUGGGGGCAGAGCUGAUGAUGUUACCGUGACAAAAGGAGGCGACGUCACCUUACAGUGCAUUGCAGAUGGCAUACCACGUCCAGCGGUCACGUGGCUGAAAGAUGGACGGCCUAUCACAGGCCAGCAAGGGGCCAAGGUCAUGAAUGAGGGGAGGCUGUUGCAGAUUAAAGAUGCCAAGGUGUCAGAUACAGGACGCUACACUUGUAUUGCUGUUAAUGUGGCAGGACAGGCUGACAGCAAGCAUGAUGUCAAUGUACACGUCCCACCCAGUAUCAUUGGUCAGGUACAGGUGCCAGAGAAUGUGAGUGUUGUGGUGAAGAACCCCGUGACUUUGACCUGUGAGGCAUCUGGUAUACCACUUCCUGCCAUGACGUGGCUAAAGGAUGGUCGCCCAAUCAAAGCCACCAGCUCAUUACGCAUCCUCUCAGGAGGGCGAAUUCUGCGUCUGAUGCAUGCCACAGUAGAGGAUGCUGGGAGGUAUACCUGUAUAGUGUCCAACAGUGCUGGAGAGGAAAAGAAGGAUUUUGACCUUGAUAUCCUCAUACCACCUAGUAUUGUGGAUGAAGGAACUGUAUUGGAUACUAAAGUCAAGGAGAAACACAACAUCACCUUAACGUGUGAAGCCAAAGGUAACCCUGUGCCAGAAAUUAAAUGGCUGAAAGACGGGCAGCUGCUGGUACCCAACAGACACUACCAGGUGCUGUCCUACGGCCGCUUCCUCCAGAUAACUGGUGCCCAGGUGGCAGACACGGGCCGGUACAGCUGCCUGGCAUCCAACUCUGCUGGAGACCGCAGCAAGCAUUUCAACCUCAACGUUCUGGUCUCUCCAACCAUUGCUGGGUCAGGUUCUGAUGGGUCUGCAGAGGAGGUGACGGUAACCCUAAGCAGCCCCACCUCCUUGGUGUGUGAAGUCCAAUCCUACCCCCCUGCCCUGAUCACCUGGCUCAAAGAUGGUACCCCAUUUGAGUCCAGUCGCCACAUCCGAGUACUCCCAGGUGGCCGAACACUUCAGAUUCUCAGCGCUAAAGAAGAGGAUGCAGGGAGGUACACUUGUGUGGCCACCAAUGAGGCAGGAGAGACGCUAAAGAACUAUGAGGUCAAAGUAUAUGUUCCCCCUCAGAUUAAUAAGAAUGACAUCCCAGGGGAGGGGCUGGCCCCUAAAGAGAUCAAGAUCAAGGUCAACAACACCCUGACUCUGGAGUGUGAGGCUCAGGCCAUCCCAACCCCAAUGCUACAGUGGUACAAGGAUGGUCAGAUUCUGCAGGCAGAUGACCACGUGUCCAUUACAGCCAACGGUCGUAUUGUUCAGAUCAAGCAUGCUCAGGUGUCGGACACCGGCCGCUACACCUGCAUAGCCAGCAAUGUAGCAGGGGAGGACGAGAAGGACUUUGAUGUAAAUAUACAAGUUCCACCAAGUUUCAACAGACCCGGUGGAGUGGGAGAUGCUACCUCUACUCCAGGCACCAGGGGGGAUGUUAAGGAUGUGAUACUCAAUAACCCUGUUUCUCUGUACUGUGAGACCAAUGCUGUUCCCCCUCCAACACUCACCUGGUACAAAGAUGGUAGAUUAUUGGUCUCCAACGACAAAGUACUCAUCCUACCAGGUGGGCGGGUGUUGCAGAUCCCCAGGACCCAGGCAGAGGACUCGGGUAGAUACACGUGUGUGGCAGUCAAUGAAGCCGGAGAGGACUCCAUUCAAUAUGAUGUUAGAGUAUUAUUGCCCCCUUCUAUCCGGGGCAUAGACGGUGAUCUGCCUGAUGAAGUCACAGUCCUGGUCAAUAAAACGACGUGGUUGGAUUGUCACGUGGAUGGUAUUCCUGCCCCCAAGAUCACAUGGUUUAAGGACAACCAGCCCAUUGGCUUAGCGGGCCCCUACAGAAUCUUGUCCAGUGGGCGCAUACUACAGGUGUUGAAUGCUCAAGUUUCAGACACGGGGCGUUAUGCGUGUGUGGCUGACAAUGUGGCUGGCAGUGCAGAGAAAUCCUUUAACCUCAAUGUGCAUGUGCCCGCUACGAUCGUAGGCCUGAGUCCUGAGAAUGUGACAGUGGUGGUCAACAAUUUUGUUUCACUGACUUGUGAAGCUACUGGCUUUCCCCCUCCCUCCCUAAGAUGGCUAAAUGACAGGGGUCCUGUGCAAGCUAACACCAAUGCACUCAUAAUGCCAGGGGGUCGAACACUACAGAUUCUGAAAGCAAAAGUAUCUGAUGGAGGAAAGUACAGUUGUGUCGCUAUGAACACAGCAGGGGAGGCUCGCAAACUCAUCUACCUCACCGUGUUCGUUCCUCCCAGUAUCCGACACAAUAGCGGGGACUCUCCCGUGCUGGUGAGCGUACGUGUUGGGAACUCGGUGACUCUGGAGUGCGAGUCCAACGCCGUGCCCCCUCCCACCAUCACCUGGUACAAGAACGGCAGGGCUGUGACAGAGUCGGCCAGUCUUCGCAUCCUGGCAGAGGGGCAGAUGCUAGAGAUCAAAGGUGCAGAGGUGUCCGAUACUGGCCAAUAUGUGUGUAAGGCCACUAAUGUUGCCGGUCAAGUGGACAAGAACUUCCACCUCAAUAUCUACAUACCUCCCAGUAUCGAUGGGUUGACAGAGGAGACUGUGGUUGAAACCAUCAGUAACCCAGUCAACUUCAUCUGUGAUGCCACUGGAAUCCCUCCUCCUAGCCUCACCUGGCUUAAGAAUGGGCGCACCAUUGAGCAUUCAGAGUCCCUGGAGAUGCACAUCGUGUCAGGGGGCAGCAAGCUGCAGAUUGCUCGCUCACAGCUUUCUGACAGUGGCACUUAUACCUGUGUGGCUUCCAAUGUGGAAGGCAAGGCAAUGAAGAGCUACCACCUGACCAUUCAAGUGCCUGCUAGUAUAUCUGGAUCGGAGCUCCCCAGGGAUGUGGGAGUCCUACUAAAUGAAAGCAUCCAGCUAGUCUGUCGUGCCCAAGGCAGCCCUCCCCCCACCAUUCAGUGGCUAAAGAAUGGGGAAAAUUUUGACAUUUAUGCUUGAUAACUGAUCAAUAAUUCCCUGUUUAGGAUCAGCCCAGAUGGCAGCACACUAACUGUCUCUGGAGCUCACACCUCCGACAGUGGCAAGUACACGUGUGUGGCCACCAAUGCUGCUGGGGAGGAGGACAGGAUUUUCAAUUUGAAUGUGUAUGUCCCUCCUGUGAUAGAGGGUAAACGUGAGAGGGCUGAGGACUUGACCACAGUUCUGGACAAUUCUAUCAACAUUGAGUGUGUGGCAACAGGAUCUCCUCCACCCCUGCUCAACUGGCUUAGAAAUGGCCUGCCCCUGCCCGUCUCAUCCCAUAUACGCCUCCUCUCUGCUGGACAGGUGCUCCGGAUAACCCGCGCCCAGGUGUCUGAUGGUGGCACCUAUACCUGUGUGGCAUCAAACAGGGCAGGAGUGGACAACAGACAUUACAACCUACAGGUGCAUGUCCCUCCCAGUCUGGAUGGAGCAGGGAGCACAGAGGAAGUGGCUAUAGUGAGAGGAAACCUGGUUUCUCUGCUCUGCAUCGCUGAUGGCAGCCCCAACCCCACCAUGUCCUGGCUCAAAGAGGGGGUGGCGCUGGUCCCUGAGCCACACGUCCUCAUCCUCAACCUGAACACCACCAUGCAGAUCAUUCAGGCCCGGGUCAAUGACACAGGGCGCUACACCUGCGUGGCUAACAACAAAGCAGGACAGACUAGUCGCCACUUCAACCUCAAAGUGCUGGAUCCUCCUCGUAUCAACGGUUCCGGUGUACCAGCGGAGGUCUCUGUGGUGGUUAAUCAUCUUUUGGAGCUGCUGUGUGAGGCUACAGGUAUCCCCACACCUUCCCUGACUUGGCUAAAGGAUGGACGGCCACUCCCCCAGACGGACAGUAUGCGCCUUCUCCAGGGAGGGGAGGUGCUCCGUAUGGCCUCAGCACAGGUAGAGGACACAGGCAGAUACACCUGUCUGGCCAAUAGUCCUGCAGGAGAUGAUGACAUGGACUUCUUAGUUCGAGUGCAUGUUCCACCUAACAUUGCUGGGGAGAGCACACCCCAGGACAUGUCAGUGCUGCAGGGUAGACAGGUGUCUCUGGAGUGCAAGUCUGAUGCUGUCCCACCUCCAACUCUCACCUGGCUCAAAGAUGGCAAACCACUACAGGCCUCUGCUCGUGUGCGCAUUCUGUCCAGUGGCCGCUAUGUACAGAUCAACAUGGCUCAGAUUGACGAUGGGGCUCAGUACACCUGCGUUUCCAGUAAUAUUGCUGGCAAGACCACACGGGAAUUUAAUCUAGUCAUCAAUGUGGCUCCCACCAUCAAGGAAGGUCCCCAAACCAUUUCAGUGCACGUAAACCAGCCAGUGGUCCUAGAGUGUGUAGUUAGCGGAGUGCCACCACCUCGCAUCACUUGGAGGAAACAUGGGGCCAUUUUGGGAGGAAGCAACCCUAGGUACACAUUUGCAGAGGAUGGAUCUUUACACAUCCACUCUGCCCAGGUGACUGACACAGGCCACUAUCUGUGCAUGGCCACAAACCAGGCUGGGACACAACGCAAGCGAGUGGAUCUGCAAGUACAUGUGCCCCCUUCCAUUGCUGACAGCCGAACCAAUGUCACUGUGACAGUGAACGUUCAGACUACCCUUUCUUGCGAAGCCACUGGCAUCCCAAAGCCCACAGUUACUUGGAUGAAGAAUGGCAGGGCCAUCAAUACUGACCAGAACCAGAAUAUGUACAGGUUACUUUCUUCAGGCUCCCUUGUUGUUAUAGCACCCUCAGUGGAGGAUACAGCCGUGUAUGAGUGUGUGGUGUCCAAUGAGGCAGGAGAGGAGACCAGAGCUAUUAAUCUUACUGUCCAGGUUCCUCCAUCUAUAGCCGACGAGUCCACCGAGCUGGUGGUGACAAGGCUGUCCCCGGUGGUCAUCGGCUGUACUGCGUCUGGGGUCCCAGAGCCUUUUCUCCACUGGAGCAAAGACGGCAUGAAGCUGGCCAAAUGGGGUCCAGGAUACAACAUAUUGGACUCAGGUCCAAUCGAGAUCACCUCAGCUGAGUUGAGUCACGCUGGACGUUACACGUGUGUGGCCAAGAAUGCUGCAGGCUCUGCCCACAGACAUGUGCAGCUCACUGUGCAGGAGAUCCCAGUGAUCCAGCCCCACCCAUCCACCCUAGAUGUAAUCCUGAACAACCCCAUUACUCUUCCCUGCAGGGCCACAGGCACCCCCAGACCCACCAUAUCCUGGCAGAAGGAAGGCAUCAAUAUCCCCACCUCUGGUGGUGUUUUUACAGUGCUGCCUAAUGGAGGACUGCAGAUCUCCAAAGCCUCUGUGUCAGACUCUGGGACUUACAUGUGUGUGGCUCAGAACCCAGCUGGCACAGCCCUGGGCAAGACCAAACUCAGAGUACAGGUCCCCCCAGUGAUCAGUGCAGAGACUCGGAGUUAUAUUGUGCCUUUGGAUUUGUCUGUGACCCUUCAGUGCCAAGCUGAGGGGUCACCCACCCCCUCUGUCAGCUGGCACAAAAAUGGACAGCAGCUGAGUGAAUCUAUACGUCAUCGGGUGCGGAGUACAGGAUCUCUGCAGAUAGCCUUUGUCCAGCCCACUGAUACUGGUCACUAUACCUGUACCGCCGCCAACGCAGCAGGCACCUCUAGUGUGGAGAUGACCCUUACUGUACAGGUCCCACCCUCUAUUCACGAUGGAGAAUUGGAGGUAGCUGUGGUGGAGAACCGCCAGGCCCAGCUGGUAUGUGUGGCAGAGGGGGUCCCCCAGCCCACCUUGUCUUGGGAGAAGGAGGGCAUCCCCAUCAGUGACAGCACAGGGGAGUAUACCAUCCUGCCAUCAGGAGAGCUGGUCAUAGACAUUGUGCAGCCUGAUGAUGCGGGCAGCUACACCUGUGUGGCCACUAAUGCAGUGGGGCAGGACAGUCGCACUAUGACCCUCUCCGUCCACACUCACCCUGCCUUCACGGAGCUGCAGGGGGAUGUCGCCUUAAACAAGGGGGAGCGCCUUGUGUUGUCCUGUGGAGCCACUGGUGUUCCUCCACCUAAAAUCACCUGGGCCUUUAACAACAACAUUAUCCCAGCUCACUUUGACCAUUUAAACGGCCACAGUGAGUUGCUGGUAGAAAGAGUGAGUAAAGAUGAUUCGGGCACCUACUCCUGUAUGGCAGAAAACAAUGUGGGAACCAUCAAGUCACUGGGCUUUGUCUUUGUCAAAGAGCCACCCAUCAUUGAUGGGGACCUCCAUUCCAACCGUAUUGAGCCACUGGGGGGCAAUGCCAUUCUGAACUGUGAGGUGCGAGGAGACCCCUCCCCCACCAUCCAGUGGAGCAAGAACGGUGUCAACAUCCAGAUUAGCAACCGUAUUCGCCAGCUAGACAAUGGCUCUCUGGCCAUCUACGGCACAGUGGGUGAAGAUGCAGGGAAUUACAUGUGCGUGGCAACUAAUGAUGCCGGGGUGAUAGAAAGGAGUGUCACACUUACCUUGCAGAGUGCCCCCACCAUCACCGUGGAGCCAGUGGAAACAGUGGUGGAUGCCGGCACCACUAUGGUGCUGAACUGCCAGGCAGAGGGAGAGCCCACCCCGGUCAUAGAGUGGUCCCGCCAGGGCCGCCCUCUGCUGGGCAACGACCGUUUCUCCACCCUGUCCAACGGCUCGCUCAGGGUCAGCAGCGCCCAGAAGGAGGACACGGCUGAGUACGAAUGUGUGGCCAGGAACUUGCUUGGGUCGGUGCUGGUCAGGGUCGUUCUCACUGUGCGGGUUCAUGGAGGCUACUCAGAAUGGAUGGAGUGGGCAGCCUGUAGCGUGACCUGUGGCAUUGGUGCCCAAAAGAGGCUGAGGCAAUGUAACAACCCUCUACCUGCCAACGGAGGGCGUCAUUGCACAGGGUCAGACACAGAGACACGUAGUUGCCAAGGAAAGCCUUGUCCAGUGGAUGGUAACUGGUCAGAGUGGUCCUCUUGGGAAGAGUGCUCUCGUACCUGUGGUCAGGGUAACAGAACCAGGGUCCGCACCUGCAAUAACCCCCCAGCCCAACAUGGGGGUAGAACAUGCGAUGGCAAGGCAGUGGAGGUCAUAAUGUGUAGCGUUCGGCCCUGCCCUGUGGCGGGUAACUGGGGCUCCUGGCUACCAUGGACCGCGUGCAGCGAGACCUGUGGUAAGGGCAUGCAAUCCAGAAUCCGGCUGUGUAACAACCCUCCACCAGUAUUUGAUGGGCCACAGUGCGAGGGACCAGAUACUCAAACACAAAUCUGCAAGGAGAGUCCCUGUCCCGUUGACGGGAAAUGGUCUUCAUGGGUGAGCUGGGGAGCCUGCAGUGUUUCCUGUGGGGGUGGAACCAGACAGAGGACACGUCUCUGUGCCAGCCCUGCCGUUCAGCAUGGUGGCCGGCAGUGUGAGGGCAAUGAUGUACAAAUAGACUUCUGCAACAGUGACCCCUGCCCCAUCCAUGGUAACUGGGGUCCAUGGAGUAGCUGGGGCGGCUGCAGCAGGACAUGCAAUGGUGGUCAGAUGAGGCGCUACAGAACAUGUGAAAACCCCAGACCAGCCAACGGAGGCAGAGCAUGUGCGGGGGCAGACACACAGAUACAGAGGUGCAGCACAGCCAACUGCCCAGUCAAUGGAAAUUGGGGUCCGUGGCAGCCCUGGGGAGAAUGUUCUGCUUCCUGCGGGGGUGGGGACAGAGCACGUGUUCGUCUGUGCAACAGCCCAUCUCCAAGUAACGUGGGCAGGCCAUGUCCAGGAGACUCCUCUCAGCUGUCCAAGUGUAACACUCAGGCCUGCCCAGGUGGGCCCCAGAAAGCGCGGGGGAGCAUCAUAGGGAACAUCAACAAUAUUGAGUUUGGGAUCGCCAUUCUCAAUGCCACCAUCUCAGACAGCCAGUCGGGGGGAAGAGUUACACAGGCCACAAUUUCCAAUGUGCCCAGGACAUUAGGCCCAGCCAUGAGGAAGCUGAUCUCCAUCCUGAACCCAAUCUACUGGACCACAGCACAGGAAGUAGGAGAAGCUGUUAAUGGCUACACGCUAACAGGAGGGGUUUUCAGGCGUGAGACUCAGGUGGAGUUUGCCACAGGUGAGAUCUUGAGGAUGACUCAUGUUGCCAGGGGUCUGGAUUCAGAUGGAGCACUGCUAUUGGACAUCGUAGUAAAUGGACACAUCUUGCAACUGCCCUCACAUGCUGACAUCAGCAUCAAGGACUACACAGAAGACUAUAUCCAAACAGGGCCCGGCCAGCUGUAUGCUCUGUCCACUCGCAUGUUCAGCAUUGACAGGGAGAGUGUGCCCUACUCAUGGAACCACACAAUCACCUACGACCCGUCUAAGGGCAAAAUGCCCUAUCUAGUAGAGACACUGCAGGCCACAGCCAUUACUGCACACUACCACCCCCUGGAGGAGGUGUUGGAGUAUAAAAUCCAUGCCAUUAUUUCCAAGGGUGAACGCAGUAACCAGUGUCCUCAUGGCUUCAGUUUGGAUUCAUCUGGGCCCUACUGUGCCGAUGAGAAUGAGUGUGAAGCGGGUAACCCCUGUUCUCAUGCCUGCCACAAUGCCAUGGGCACCUACUACUGCUCCUGUCCACGAGGACUUACGAUCUCUGCUGACGGCCGGACCUGUCAGGAUAUUGAUGAGUGUUCCUUGGGUGUGCACAUGUGCCAUGACGGACAGGACUGUCAGAAUGCCAUUGGCUCAUACCGCUGUGUGAUGCGCUGUGGGCGGGGUUUCAGGAGGACGGCAGAUGGCCUAAGCUGCACAGAUGUGAAUGAAUGUCAGGAGUCAAACCCAUGCAAUCAGCACUGCCUAAACACCAUUGGUAGCUACCGCUGUGCCUGCGAGCCAGGUUACCAACUCAGGAACCGACGCUGUAUAGAUAUAAACGAGUGCAGACAGAGGGUGUGUCGCUUAGACCAGCAAUGCAAGAACACGCGUGGUGGCUACACCUGUAUUGACUUGUGUCCUAAUGGUAUGACCAAAGGUGCCAAUGGAACCUGUGUGGACAUUGACGAAUGCCGAGACGGCACCCAUCAGUGCAGAUACAACCAGAUCUGUGAGAACACCCGAGGCAGCUACCACUGCACCUGUCCCCGUGGCUACCGUUCUCAGGGGGUGGGGCAGCCUUGUGUUGACAUUAAUGAAUGUGAACGGCUGCCUCAGCCCUGCGCCCACCAGUGCGUCAACACUCCUGGCAGCUACAAGUGCACCUGCCCACCAGGACGCCACCUGUUGGGGGAUGGCAAAUCCUGCGCUGGGCUGGAGAGGCUCCGCAGCUACGAGAGCUAUUUAUACGGCUACCGAACCUCACAGUCCUCUCCCGAGCGAAGUUCCCAUCACCGCUUUUACCACAACCUAGCCUCUCAGAGCUACCACUCUUACGCAGCCAACACAAGGGAGCACAAUAGAGGUCGUAGCCGCAGGGAGACCCACACACUAUGUGUUAACAGACAUAAAUGAGUGUGAGAUGAGAGACACCUGCCAGCAUGAAUGUAUGAACACUCCAGGGAGCCAUAGGUGUCUCUGUCCUGCUGGCUACCGCCUCAUGACCAACGGAAAGACAUGUCAAGAUAUUGACGAGUGUCUGGAGCAGAAUAUACAGUGCGGGGCCAACAGGAUGUGCUUCAACAUGAGAGGAAGUUACCAGUGUAUUGACACACCUUGUCCGCCGAAUUACCAGAGAGACCCAGCCACAGGAUUCUGCCUGAAGAACUGUCCACCCAAUGACCUGGAGUGUGCACUGAGCCCCUACGCUCUGGAAUAUAAGCUGUUAUCCCUCCCAUUUGGCAUCGCAGCCAAUCAGGACCUAAUCAGGCUAGUGGCCUACACACAGGACGGCGUGAUGCACCCCAGAACCUCUUUCCUUGUGGUGGAUGAGGACGUCACAUUACCUUUUGCUCUGCGGGAUGAGAACCUGAAGGGUGUGCUGUUCACCACGCAGGCACUGCGGGAGCCCCACACUUACCGCAUGAAGGUGCGAGCGCUGUCCUACAGUGAAAACGGAGGCAUCGAGUACCAGACUACGUUUAUUGUCUACAUUGCUGUCUCCGCCUACCCCUACUGAGAGCACUUUACAUGAUGCGAGAGGAAGAGGCAGAGACAAAUCAUCAACAUCCUCUGUGUGCAGUACCGCUAAAAUAGAGCAAGCCCGUGAGUGGGUCAGUGUGGUCUGGAAAGAUGGCCACAUCAGUAAAUUGACUUUUUUUUUUAAAGGGAGACUUUCUCAGAGUGUGGGAGAGAGGCCAGUGUGGGAGAACCGUACUGAAAAACCUACAAAGUAGAUUGACAGUGUGUGUAAUAUUGAGCACCAGGUGCGUUUUACAAAGGUUUAAUACGGGGGCUCUUUUUAUGGGCAAACAUGGCUCAUAACUGGCCUGAUUCCCCAAAACCCUUUUGACAAUACUUCAUCCGGACUUUUCUGUUUAAAUGAUGAGUAGUUUGUCUAGAUAUGCCCCCCCCCCGUCCCAAAAGAACGUUAUUUAUGAAUUAUCUGGAAUGACUCCUUAGAGUCGAUAGGUCCACAGCUGGCCCAGAAUGUAGCCUCCCACCCUCCUCACACCAAAGGUCAGCGUAUAUUUACAUCUACCUAUUAUUAACUUAUUGGGAAGUGCUUGAACAUGAAAAAUGGGCAGUUCCCAUCCUUGCUUAGGCCCUGUGAGACCAGUCCCUUAAGCACUGAUGUGACUGCAUACAAGUAAUUUUCAUCAGCCUUGUAACGUGUUUUAUCCUGGUAUAAUAAAACUUGACUGACAAACACUCAUUGUCCUCAGGUAAUUGCCCAUCAUAGUAUCCCUGUUUCACACAGCAUAUCCAUUAGAAACCAGUUGUCCUUACCGUCCUAUAAUAUCCCAUCCAUAGUCAACUGCCAAGAUGUAUUGUAUUUUUAUGAUUUGUAUAUAGGUGUUUUUCCUCAUUGUAUUGCUAUACUGUACCAAUUUUUUAUAAGAAAAUGUAAUAAAA